AUGGCCAGUGGGAAGGGAUUUCUUAUAUCUAAUGGGUUAUGGGCUGGUGUGAUUAGAAAUGGGUUAUGGGCUGAAAACGAGCCGUUGUGUAAUGAUAAUAAUACACAAGCAUCGCUAUUGCAAUCGAAUAUUUUGAUUGAUAAUGCUCAAUCAUCAUUACAAUCAGUUGUUGGUUCACCUGCAUUAACACCAGUUAAUCCCAUAGUGAACGUGGUCGGUAUUGAACGAUUGUACGGUGGAUUUAUGAUGUGCUCUCCGAGGAAACCUAUUAACAUGUCUACCAAUGUUAAUGUUCAUCCAACUCCAUUCGAAGAUAAUUAUGUGACCACUAGAGGAACACUAUUAAGUGCAACCACAAAUGUUGCAAGCAACCCAAAUUCAUAUGCAUUGAACGUUGAAAUUCCACCUGUCACGCCUUUAUCUGUCAUCACAGAUGUUAAUAUGCGUGACAUAUCUUCACCGUUCACUCAAUGUUCAUUUAACAUUUCAAAUAUGUCAACUUCAACAUCUUCAUCACGCCAACCAUUAGCUGAUGUAUCAAAUGUGGAAAGAGCAUUGGAUCCUCAUUGUAAUCGCGCUUUGUUGUCAACUGUGAGAAAUUCCAGUAAGGUGUCAUCAAGAACAGAUGUCAGGAAUUUAAACUCGGAUUACGAACAAGUUACAUAUCACAAUAAUGCAUAUGGUGGUAGAGUGGAUAGGUCAAUCAACACUGGUAACGCACCUCCGGUAUUUAGAAUUAGUGGUCAAAAUUAUCACUGCAUUGGAAGUUUAGUUCUAGGAGAAGGGUCUACCCCAAAAUUUGCGCAACUAUAUAUUUAUGACACAGAUAAUGAGGUUAACAAUCGCAUCAAUUCUGUCAGACGAGAUAAUAACUCAGGUGAUAUCCGCGAAGAUAUUGUGGAAAAAUUAAAAAACAUGUUGGACCAAAAUAAUGUUUUGGUCAAAUGUUUCAGAAUGGCAAGAACCGAGAUCCAAUCUAACCCAAUUGUUGAGGUUAAGAUGAAUUUAAUUGGCAGGAGAAGCCAAGAUGGAAGGACAUAUAAUUUACCAACCGCUAAUGAGGUAGCUGCACUUAUUGUCAGGGAUCUGGACCCAUCAAUGGGUGAUCUAGACAUAUUGAUACAAAGCAGGACUGGGCAGUUGAAGAGAAUAAACCAAUUAAACCCUGCGUAUCUGCCGCUACAGUAUCCUUUGUUGUUCCCAUACGGUGAAGAUGGUUACCGUGAAGAUAUUUCAUUCUCUGAUGCAUGGCACCAACGACAUCAUGGUGGUAGGAAAAGAAUUAGUCCUAAAGAGUAUUUCUCAUUCUAUAUACAUGAGAGAGUAAAUGAAAACCAUACAUUAUUGUAUUCUAGGAGGUUAUUUCAACAAUACUUGGUUGAUGCAUAUACAAUGAUUGAAUCCGCAAGAUUGAUCUACAUUAGAACUCAUCAGAAGGCUUUGCGUUGUGAAGCUUAUCAAGGAUUGAGCGAUGCAUUAACAAGGGGAGAAUUAGACCCUACCAGUCGGGGUAAAAGAAUUAUACUACCAUCAUCAUUCACAGGUGGAGCCAGGUAUAUGAUUCAGAAAUAUCAAGAUGCAAUGGCAAUAUGCAGACAAAUCGGUUAUCCACAUUUGUUCAUAACAUUCACUUGCAACCCGAAGUGGCCUGAGAUUGAGCGGUAUGUUGUCCAUCGUGGCCUUAAACCAGAGGAUAGACCCGAUAUUAUUUGUCGCGUGUUUAAAAUGAAACUUGAUGCUAUGAUUGAAGACAUAAAAACACAAAAGCUGUUUGGCGACAUAUGUGGAGUUAUCUACACUAUUGAAUUCCAAAAGAGAGGACUUCCCCACGCACACAUAUUGCUAUUUGCCAAAACAAUAAACAGGGUUAAUUCCGCAGCCGAGAUUGAUGCUAUUAUUUCAGCUGAAAUUCCUGACCCAGAUGCUGACACUGAGUACCAUGACGUAGUCGGCGAAUUCAUGUUGCACGGACCGUGCGGACAACUUCGGAAGAAUUCGCCCUGUAUGAUAAAUGGUAAAUGUUCAAAGUUUUUUCCAAAAAAAUAUGUUAGUCAUACGUGUUUGGAUAAAGAUGGCUAUCCGAUCUACAGGAGGCGUGAUAAUGGAAGUAUAAUCGCUAGGAAUGGAAUCGAACUUGAUAAUCGUUAUGUUGUUGCGCAUAAUAAAUAUUUGCUCCUAAAAUAUCGCGCACAUAUUAACGUUGAAUGGUGCAACCAAUCCAGAUCUAUUAAAUAUUUGUUCAAAUACGUGAACAAGGGAAACGAUAGGGUCACGGCAGAGUUCAUGAGUAGUUCUACAAAUGGACGCAAUGAUGAUGUGGUUGAUGAAAUUAACAUGUACUAUGAUUGUCGGUACAUAUCAGCAGAUGAAAUUAACAUGUACUAUGAUUGUCGGUACAUAUCAGCAUGUGAAGCAACGUGGAGGCUUUUUGGGUAUGCGAUACAUUAUCGGACGCCACCGUGGAGGCUUUUUGGGUAUGCGAUACAUUAUCGGACGCCACCUGUGGAAAGGUUAAAUUUUCACUUAGAGCACCAACAGAAUGUUGUCUAUGGUGAAGAUCAGACACUCGAUGAGAUUGUGGAUAACCAAACAGUUAAGCAGAGCCAAUUCACAGCUUGGUUUGAGGCAAAUAAGAAAUACGAAGAUGCACGUUCUCUCACUUAUGCAGAGUUCCCAAGUAACGAAGAUGCACGUUCUCUCACUUAUGCAGAGUUCCCAAGUAAGUUUGUUUGGAAACAAGACACUUAUGCAGAGUUCCCAAGUAAGUUUGUUUGGAAACAAGAUCUUUAUGCAGAGUUCCCAAGUAAGUUUGUUUGGAAACAAGAUCUGCGUGAAUGGAAACCAAGAAAGAGAGGAUUUUCCAUAGGACGAUUGUUCUAUGUUCCGCCAGGUUGUGGAGAAUUAUACUAUCUAAGAUGCCUUUUAAAUCUAAUAAGUGGACCUUCAAACCACGAUGAUAUACGCACUAUUGCUGGAGUCAUUCACAAAUCAUAUAGAGAUGCAUGUUAUGAAUAUGGUUUAUUAGAUGAUGACAAGGAGUACAUCGACGGCAUAACUGAUUCAAGCUACUGGGCUUCUGCGUCUGCUUUAAGACGAUUGUUUGCUACGCUUCUGAGUUCAAGUACAAUCAGUAGGCCAGAGGUCGUAUGGGAUGCUGUUUGGGAAUUUCUUGCAGAAGAUGCACAGUUUCAUCAUCGUCGUCGCAUGAACAAUCCAGAUUCCGAUAAGAAACAGUUUGCUCUUGUGGAGUUGGAGAAAUUGUUAACUUUGUGGGGGAAGAGUCUGAGAGACUUUCCAGAUAUGCCACUUCCAGAUGAAACCAAUAUCGGGUUUAUGGAAAACAUGUUGAUAGCUGAAGAGUUGGCGUAUGAUAAGGAAUCGUUGAAGAUAGAGCAUAAAACAUUAUUAACACAAUUGACGGAUGAGCAAAAGAAUGUUUAUGACUCUGUGAUAAAUGAUAUUGAUUGUAAUGGAGGUGGACUCUUCUUUGUGUAUGGUUACGGAGGAACAGGGAAGACAUUCGUGUGGAGGACCUUAUCCUCAAUGAUAAGGAGCCGCGGAGAUAUUGUUCUAAAUGUUGCUUCAAGUGGAAUAGCAUCUUUAUUAUUACCGGGAGGAAGGACAUCGCAUUCUAGAUUUGCUAUACCACUCUCAUUGAAUGAAGAUUCCACGUGCAAUAUAUCGCAAGUUAUUCCCAAAGCAACGAGACCAGUAGUUGUCGGAGCAACUAUUAAUUCUUCAUACCUCUGGACAAAUUGCAAGGUAUUGAGGCUAACGAAGAACUUGAGACUACGAAGCUUAGCUUCAGAGGAAGAUAGGCAGACGGUUGAUUGGUUUUCAAAAUGGAUUGCAAACAUAGGAGAUGGUAUAACAGGGGUUGUAAACAAUGGGUUGUCUGAGAUUGAUAUUCCGCCAAGGUUUCUGUUAAACUGUGGACAUGAUCCCAUAGCAACUAUAGUAGGAAAGCACAUUCCCAAGCGCGAGAUAUGGCAUGAUUGA
Molecule: messenger RNA, 3999 nt
Organism: Ipomoea triloba (trilobed morning glory)
Lineage: Eukaryota; Viridiplantae; Streptophyta; Magnoliopsida; Solanales; Convolvulaceae
Exons: 12
Coding region: 1-3999 (1332 amino acids)
Biological process (GO): DNA repair; telomere maintenance
Molecular function (GO): DNA helicase activity
Source: RefSeq, a predicted model, not a curated record